UGAAACUCCGUGGCAGAGCAUAGCGCCGCAGUAAAAGCGACCCCAACACGGCCUCGUGGAGCACCUUGUGUCUGCGCCAUGAGGAUCGAACGUUGUUAUUUUUGUUCCAGUAAGGUUUACCCUGGCCACGGGAUUCAGUUCGUGAGAAAUGACUCCAAGGUCUUCCGAUUCUGUCGACCACGGUGCCAUAAGGGUUUCAAGAGGAAGCGCAACCCAAGGAAUGUACGAUGGACCAAGUCAUUCAGAAAGGCAGCAGGGAAAGAACUGACAGUGGACCCUUCCUUUGAGUUUGAGAAGCGACGCAAUGUGCCAGUUAAAUACAACAGAGAGCUUUGGCAGAAAACAAUGGACGCCAUGAAGCGGGUAGUGGAGAUCAAGACCAAGCGUGAAGGCAAGUUUGUCAUGGACCGUCUCCUCAAGAGUCAGGAGCACCAGCGUGUACACGACAUUGUUGAGGUCCGCAAGGGAAUGAGUCUCAUCCGCUCUCCAGCUGCUGGACUCAAGAGGAAAAAGUUGAUGGAUGAAGAAGAAAUGGAACUGGAAGAGGAAGUGAAGCAGAGGGUGGCAGCCGGACCAUCAGGUAAGAAGGUGGAGGUGAAGAAAAAGAAGAUAGUGGAGGAAGUUACAAUGUCCGAUGAUGAAAUGAAGAUAGAAGAGGAUGAUUCUGAUGAUGAUGUAGAUAAUGAUAGUGAUGACAGUGAUGACAAUGAUGGUGGUGGUGAUAGUGAUGAUGAUGAUAGUGAUGGUGAUGACAAUGAUGAAUGAUUCUAAUAGAGUCUAUAUAUAUUUCAACUUAAAAAAUGUUGUGCAAGUGUGUGUGUAUAUGUGUGUGGAAGUAAAGUAAGUAUGUUUAUGUACGUUGACCUAUGGUAUGGAUAGAGUGAUAAAUGUGUCCAUGUAUGAAUUUCAUGAUCGUGUAGGCAAAUAAAAUAUUUUAAAACU
This is a messenger RNA of Scylla paramamosain (green mud crab), 942 nucleotides long. It is a transcript of the gene RpL24-like, whose product is annotated as probable ribosome biogenesis protein RLP24. The record is from RefSeq and is a predicted model, not a curated record. Gene Ontology annotation, biological process: ribosomal large subunit biogenesis. Lineage: Eukaryota; Metazoa; Arthropoda; Malacostraca; Decapoda; Portunidae. Bases 79 to 765 code for a protein of 228 amino acids. Gene Ontology annotation, cellular component: nucleolus. The transcript is spliced from 4 exons.